AUGAUGAGUUGGCGAAAGGUCAUUCGGCCCUUCAGGGACCCGUCUCGCAAUAAGUGGGCGCUCACUGCGGACGAGGUGCCCUGGUCCGACUUUCCAACCUACUUCUCUGGGAGGGCCUAUCUGGUGGGCAUGAAUGUAAUCCAUGACCUGGUGAUUGCCGCUGCCUACACCCGAUGGCUUUGGGUGGAUGACGUCUACCUGGGUUUUGUGCUCACCAAACUACCCUACACCCCCGAGGCACUGAGGGGUUUCUACACGGAGUUUACAAAUCAACAGAAGGCCCUUGUAUACCAUUCGCCCACCAGCGUGACGUUCAGGGAUAUUCUCGAUAGCUUAUACCAGUUAAGAAAUAGUCUUAAUAUCUAA
Messenger RNA from Dibothriocephalus latus, 366 nucleotides. Lineage: Eukaryota; Metazoa; Platyhelminthes; Cestoda; Diphyllobothriidea; Diphyllobothriidae. The record is from the annotation of a GenBank genome assembly.